Molecule: messenger RNA, 3843 nt
Organism: Trematosphaeria pertusa
Lineage: Eukaryota; Fungi; Ascomycota; Dothideomycetes; Pleosporales; Trematosphaeriaceae
Product: HET-domain-containing protein
Exons: 1
Coding region: 434-3766 (1110 amino acids)
Source: RefSeq, a predicted model, not a curated record
ACACUCUUUAUACAACACCUUGGUUGCUGUCUUGCGGGCCCUGAGGAAUACCAAGAAAUGCGGCAGGACCUUGGGGUCGGCGGCUCGCGAUGAUGCCUCGUUGCUUGUGCUACAGGGCAGUUUGGAACAAUUGGUGAGGUAUUUAGCCUUUCGAUCUACACUGAUCUCGCUGCAAGCUUUCUAGAUUACCAAUUUAUGCACGUCAAAUAUAGCCACUCGAGUGGCGAAGCACUCCUGUGCUGUGUCGCGCGUCGUUUGGUGCGAAAUCGCCCCCAUCUGAAACGAUGUCAGCAUCGCUUAUCCCGCAUUUUCGCCCCCCAGCCGCGCGGACGUCGUGAUCUAUAUCAACGGCCAGGCAUCCAGUUCAUGCUUUCCUUUCACAAGUACGGAGUGUGGCCGAAGCGUCACUACUCAUAAUUCAAGAUUCGACACCAUGGCGGAUCCAGAGCGCUUCAGGAUUCCGGCGAGACCUACCAAUACGCAACCUCUGACCCCCGAACGUUCCGGUAGGUCUCGGUCGCCACUACCGAGACAUGUGGUGCUACAGUCAACACAGAACGAUACUUCGCCGUGGGAUCAACCUUCUACCAGAUCUCUAGAGGCCGAUGGUCUCGCUGCCAGUCAACACCCCAGGAGGAGUUCUUCGGCCUCCGCGGGCAGCGAUCCCUCAGAGACCGUAAAGUCACUCAGCGUGGAUGGCAGUCAAAUUAACCUUUCUGGUUUGAAGUCCACCGGAAACGUGUUCAAACAACUGUUCAAGAAUGUACCGAGCAAACUUAUUGGCGUCGGGGAGGACAUCUCCGAGAUGGCCAUAGAAGUCAAAGGCGACACCAUGGAUCUCUCAAAGACUGCUCUUCGUGAGAUCGGGCAAGGAUCCAAGAAGCUCUGCAGCGAGUGUGCCAAGAUGCGGUUCGAUGAGUGCAUACCAGGCGGCGCACGACCGAGUGUCUCGACAUACGAAUACCUUCGACCGCUAGAACGCAUCAUUCUGCAGCGAGACAUGUGCUUGUUUUGCAACGUUCUCUAUCAAGCUAUGUGCAGGGAAGAGAAUGACCCACUCAAAAGCAAGCAUAUUCAAGACCACAUCCAGAAUCGACUAAAAGGGAAAUCGUUCAAAGAAUGGACUGAGGAUGCUCAUCUGUGGAAGAGGAUAUUCAAGAGCGGCUCUGUGUGGCCAUUUGGGCAUAGUCGGGACGACACCGAUGAUGGCGAAGAUAUACAGCAGGCCAUCGAACCUAGUUCUGGAAAGGAUCGGACGAGAAUAGCGAGCAACAUGCCCAAGAACCUUCGCACUCCGGAUAUCGCGCCUGAAGCCGUGCUCGUAGGAGGGAUGGCUGGUUUGAAGGGUGUAAAGAUGGUCGGUAACUUCUCCAAACGGGACCGUAAUAUUAUCGAAGUAGCGGACGCCACGAUUGUUGCGGCGCUGCUCUCCACCGCAAAACGGACAAAACCGCUACCAUGCUGGGUACUCGUCAAGCUCCAUACGGAAUCGAGCAACAAGUCCGGUCUACUCGUUGUUCAUGUCGCCGCUCGUAAUCGGGAACCGCGCUCAUCACUCAAGGAAAUCAGCAGGUUCCACCUGCGUGUGGCAUCUACCCCGAAGUACCCUACCAAGGGUCAGCCCCUCCGCUACGGUAAGAUCCUGUCCCACCACAUCGAUGUCCGGAUGUCUAGCCUAUGGCUAGACGUUUGCAAGGACCACCACCCCCGAUGCCAAACCCGGGUCAAUGCGCCUGUAAACCACUUUCGUGUCAUCAACCUCGAGCAUUAUUGUCUAGAAGACAUUACCGGCGGAUCCUCCGUCGAAUACGCAGCUCUAAGUUAUGUCUGGGGGCGAUUUGAAUACCCAGUGACUACCCAACGAACAGCAAAGAAAUAUUAUUCGACUGGAGGUCUGCGGCCGGAGAAUGUUACAUUACCCCGGUCAAUUCAAGAUGCGAUGGUAGUUGCAAGGCAAGCCGGAUUGAGAUAUUUAUGGGUCGACGCUUUGUGCAUUCUGCAAGACUCUCCAGCCGACUUGGAUAUACAACUCGGGCACAUGGACAAGAUAUACAAGAAUGCUACCCUCACCGUCGUAGCAGCGGAUGGCGAAAACGCGAAUUCGGAGUUCAAAGGUGUUUUAACGCCCCGAAAAGCCGAUCAAUUCGUCGCCGAGGAGGUGCGGCCGAACGUGCAGAUUCUUAUGCCUCUACGCGGAAGCACGAAUCUCGAGCCCUGGCAGACACGGGCAUGGACGCUUCAGGAGAAAAUGCUCUCGAACCGCCUUCUCGUUUUCAGCGGCGGAUACAUGAUGUGGCAUUGCCGCGAGUCUGUCCACUAUGAAGAUAUGACGGCUUCGGAUGCGAAGACAGUCCCUGGGAGUGAUCGCACAGUGCCACUACUUUCGGCUGGCUUACGCGAGGAUGACCUACCUGCGUCAGCGCCGCUCUCUUAUUCGACGCUAAAUGGAAAUGUCUCGGUUACUCGUUCACCGGCUUUCGAGAAGUACGCUUCGCUGGUUGCCGACUAUACCCAUAGACGGAUGUCGUACUCGUCAGACGUUUUGCGCGCCUUGUCCGGAAUACUCCCUACACUUAGCAAAACGUUCGCGCGGCGAUCGAAGGAAGACCACGAAGUUUUCCGCUAUGGACUGCCGGAGACCCUCAUAGAUGUUGCCCUCCUAUGGCAACCAGUAGGCCCGCUUAAACGACGCAGACACUGCACCAAGCCAACCUGCACUGAACCCUACAUGCCAUCGUGGAGCUGGGCAGGCUGGGAAGGAGAUGUGGAAUACGAUCCCACUUACAAGGUUCGCACUGACGUCUCCGGCGCAUUAGUGCAACUAAUUGAGCCAAACGGACUGGAGCGGAUACGUCCCUUAGUUCGGUUCUAUACCAAAGGUACGCAGAAGCUAUCAGAAUGGGCGGAAUCUGGAUGUCCGGGUUCGAUCCCAAAGAGUCCUGGUAUGCCACCUCCGUCACCAAAACGACCUGCUCCUCCUCCAAAGAAGCCUAGUCUUAGUAUUUCUGGCCCCCUUACUCCUCCGAUAAUGAGCAACGCCGCGAGUAGACCGAGGACCCCUCCUGCGCCGAAAUCGCCUCUCCUACAACCAGACGUUGUCCCAAUCGGCAUCCUCAACACCUUCGACUCGCACAAUUCACACAACUUAUGGGCGAACACGGAUCCCCCGGCAUGGCUACCUCACGGUACUCUACCCUGGACAUGGGAAGCCGCAUCUCCAACUGCAUUUUCUCGCAAGCUCACUGGGAAGGACGUCACCGCCGGUAAACAAUACCUCAUCUUCCAGACCCAGAUCGCCCAGUUCCGGCUUGGAUCGACCUUCUCCCUAGCUGUCACGGAAAAGGUCCUCGAGGCUGACGACGUUGAUAAUUUCACGGCCGCUUCCGCCUCACCUCCCACUCUGCGCAGACUCCGUCCCGUGCAGUCUAACCCUUCGAAUUCAGAUCUUGGCUGGACGCUCAAAUCACACAGCUCGUACAGGCAGAUUAUUGACCAGCAAAACCAAGAGAUUGGACGCGUGCGAGUACACGAUUCCGCAGCCUCUAGCGGAAAAGGCGCUUUUGAUUUCAUAGUCCUUUCAGAAGCUCAGUUUUUCGGCGACGAGCAGAGCUUGGAUGAGGCCAUGGGCUUUUCGCUGUAUAAUGUCAUGCUUGUGAGUAAGCCGCAGGGAAGUAGGGGUGUGAGAUAUCGGAUGGGAGUGGGCAAGCUGUGGAAGCAUGCUUGGAGGCUGGUAGGGGCGCGUGAAGAGGUUGUUGUGCUUGGGUAGGGUAGAUUGAGCAAAUGGGAUUGGAGGAGAAUUAGCACUAUGCUUUUGAUGCCAUUUUUUGCAUACCCCAUUGGUAG